Molecule: messenger RNA, 1277 nt
Organism: Aspergillus novofumigatus IBT 16806
Lineage: Eukaryota; Fungi; Ascomycota; Eurotiomycetes; Eurotiales; Aspergillaceae
Product: ankyrin repeat protein
Exons: 1
Coding region: 74-1177 (367 amino acids)
Molecular function (GO): protein binding
Source: RefSeq, a predicted model, not a curated record
CUUUUGCCCAUCCUCCUUUCUGGUUGAGAUUUCCUAGCUCUUCCCACCUGUUCUCAUCAACUGCAUUGUCUCCAUGUCUCUUGUCCAGCUACCAGAUGAACUUCUGUGUAGUAUUGGUGGAUAUCUAAGCUGUUAUAGAGAUGUUCGGGCUCUCGUCUUUUCAAAUCGUCGGCUCAAUAGGAUCUUGAAAACUAUCCUCGUUACAUCUAGCGUUAAGGGUUGCCACGGAUCUCUGUUAUUCUGUGCAGUGCAAUGUGGAGAUAUUUGCCUCGUACGGGAGAUUCUGAAACAGCUAUUUGUGAUUAAUAAAAAGCGAGAAGAAACGGCUUCUAUGGAAGAAAGCUGUAUAACAAACACCCUAGAUAGUACCGACGAGGAAGAUGGAGCUCGAGACUGGGAUGGAACGCUUCACUGGGAUCUCCAACAGCAUCCGCUCUAUAAAGAAGGGUAUCGAGUCCGUGACAUCCUUUUCGUCCAGCGUGCCUUUCUCGCUGCCAUCUCAACUGGACUAAAGGAACUCGUCAACUGUUUUCUUGAUUGCGGAGCGGUAGCAGGAUUUGCCUUUCCUGCUAAUGAAAAACAUCCACUACCUGUUUCUCUCGCGAUCAGACACGGCUAUGAUGAGAUAUUCGAUCUACUUAUCAAGCACAAGGCCUGUACAUGUGGCGGAGAUGAGUGUCCCAUUGUUGAGGCCGUCAAAUAUCACCGUUUUCAUGAGCUUCCCGUCCUGGUCAGACUUGGAGUAUGCGGGCACUGGGACGAAGCGCUUUCCCUUUCGUUAGAUACUCGGCCCAUGUUUGAUCUUAUGGUGGAAAACGGGGUCGAAAUCAAGAAGUAUGGCCAUGUGGCUCUAUAUGGAGCUAUUACUGAAGGGAAGAAAGACUGGGUUGAGUUCCUCAUCUCUGAAGGUGCUGACCCCAACCUCUGCCUAUCGACGGAAAGCGUUAUUGGAGACGGAGAAAAGAAGUAUAGCUCUAUCUACCAUGCUAUACUUCAUGGUCAUUUGGAUGUAUGCAAAUUUCUGAUUGAGCAUGGCGUACAGCCUGAGGAGGGUGAUCUUCAACUGGCGCGGGAGAAGGAAUAUAAUGAAAUUGUGGGUAUUCUCUCUGGGUUUUCCUAUGUGGAUGUGCCUGAAAAGGAGGACCUCGUUACAAGGUGGAUAAACACCCAUAGCUGAAUAGGGAGAAAGGAGCUGUGCUUUAGAUUCCUACUUUUGAAGGCUUUUCUGGCUGCGUUGACCUGUACCCCUGAAAUACUAACUCUGAAACCAUUCCUGC